AUGGCUGGCCCAAUCUUAGCGAGCACUUUGUUUCUCUUGGCUCUUCUUGUCACCUCGGCUCAGGCAGCCACCAAUUCUGUGACAUGUCCUUCCGAUCCUUAUCUAGACCCACGAAACGACCCAUGCAAUGCCCUCGGAUAUAUCGCUAACAAUACGCUCACUGCUGUCGCCUUUGGUUAUGUGCUGUUGAUUGUUCUCAUUCAGACUUAUCAGGUAAUCUAUAAUGGCGGAAAGUUCAUGCUGUCCAUGGUCAUCGGGGAAUACGUCUAUGCUCUUGGCUUUGCGUUUCGCUUCGCUUUGCAUCAUAGCCCUGACUCAUUGGGGAUUUUCAUCUCUGAGGACUUGAUGAUCGUGUUGUCUCCCUGUUUCUUCAUUGCCGCGAAUUAUACUCUUCUUGGUCGCCUUGCCGGUGAAAUUGACUGCGCUCAUCACGUCUUGCUUCCAGUGAAGCGGCUCACCCUUAUAUUCGUCUUGUCCGACGUGACUACCUUUGUCAUCCAGGCGGGAGGAGCUUCAUUGACCACGUCCAAGGUUCAAAGUUCGGCAUCGACGGGACUUCACAUUUUUUUGAUUGGCCUCAUUAUGCAACUGGUCUCUUUCGUUUUCUUCUGUGCCAUUUAUGCACGAUUCCUCUACAGGGUCUACACCGAGGAACAGGAUGUCUGCAUGCGAGACUCAAAGCAACCCUGGUAUAACGACUGGCGAACACUGGCCGCUGCCUUGUCGGUCAGUUCCAUAGGACUUCUGAUUCGUUCUUUCUACCGUGUUGUGGAGGCUAGUCAGGGCUUCCGCGGCAAUCUCAGCACAAGUGAGGCAGCCUUCUAUCUGGGUGAUACGAUUCCCAUUUGCUUGGCUAUCGUUGUGUACGUUCCGUUCUGGCCCGGAAGGUUCAUCAAGCCAGCGCACCCCUACGUUAAAGAACAGAAGGAAUCAUCCAUUUCUAGCCCUUCUCUAGUGUAA
Molecule: messenger RNA, 960 nt
Organism: Suillus fuscotomentosus
Lineage: Eukaryota; Fungi; Basidiomycota; Agaricomycetes; Boletales; Suillaceae
Product: RTA1-like protein
Exons: 7
Coding region: 1-960 (319 amino acids)
Cellular component (GO): plasma membrane; fungal-type vacuole
Source: RefSeq, a predicted model, not a curated record